Molecule: messenger RNA, 561 nt
Organism: Thermothielavioides terrestris NRRL 8126
Lineage: Eukaryota; Fungi; Ascomycota; Sordariomycetes; Sordariales; Chaetomiaceae
Exons: 3
Coding region: 1-561 (186 amino acids)
Biological process (GO): protein folding in endoplasmic reticulum
Cellular component (GO): EMC complex
Source: RefSeq, a predicted model, not a curated record
AUGUCAGCACUCGCAACCGCUCCAGUAGCACUGCCCGCGUGGGCAGCAGAGCUCAAGAACCCGCCAGCGCACAAGCUGAAGCCGGACAGCAUUCCUGAUCCGCCAGGCUCUCCGUGGGCGUCAUCGCAAAUCUCGACCGGCUCCAAGGUCACCGCCCCCCCCCGCAAACCGCCGACGCCCGCCGAGAUGGACACGCUGAAGCUUAAGAAGGCGUGGGAGGUGGCGCUGGGCCCGAUCAAGAGCCUGCCCAUGACGGCCAUCAUGAUGUACAUGUCGGGCAACUCGCUGCAGAUCUUCAGCAUCAUGAUGGUCUACAUGGCUUUCAAGAACCCCAUCAUGGGCAUCCUGGCCACGAACCAGGCGUUCGAGCGCUUCGAGACCGAGGGCAACCGGGCCAAGAUCCUCCAGGUCAAGCUGGCCUACGUCGUCAUGCAGCUGGUCGCCCUGGCGCUCGGGGUGUGGAAGGUCAACUCGAUGGGGCUGUUACCGACAACGAGAUCGGACUGGCUUGCGUGGGAAGCCCAGCGCGAUGUACUGGAACAUGCGGUACCAGGGUUAUGA